Messenger RNA from Orbicella faveolata, 2944 nucleotides. RefSeq lists its product as uncharacterized. The record is from RefSeq and is a predicted model, not a curated record. Lineage: Eukaryota; Metazoa; Cnidaria; Anthozoa; Scleractinia; Merulinidae.
GAGCUUCACAAGAACUACCUGGAUCGUUCAGCAAUUUAAAAUGGAUCGCACACAUCAGGCUCCACGAGUUAUCAUCUACCCCAGGCGGGUUCAUCCUAACACAGUAAAUUGUGGCGGCGAAUGUUGUACAAAAUGUCUUCUGAUCUUUUUCACCAUUACAUGUUUACUCGUUGGUUUUAUUGUGACUAUGGUUGGCCAUCUUGCAAAGCCUUUUUGGGGUCCCGAAGAUGACUGGUGCAACUUCUGUCGAGAGGAAAGGCUUGCGACUGAGCGAAACCUGAAGAACUGUCGAAUUGUUGGGCCGAUAUUUCUGGCCAUCGGUGCUUUGUUACUGUGCGUUUCGAUUUUCUAUUGUCACUUUAAAAGGAAAAGUAAUCAAGGUCAAGUUAUAGCGGGAGCUUCCAACAUCCAAAGUGGUCAAACCAGUCAAGCAGGAACCGCUUCUACUCACUAUCCACCAAAUACCUUCGGAUAUCAACAGCCUUACGGGCAAACGCCCGCAUAUCCACCGGGACCUUACCCGGGAAACCCGCCACCAUCCGCUGCGGGAUCAUUCUCCCCAUAUCCAACAGGGCAAGCAUAUCCACCAACACAACACCCGUACCCCCCACCCGGUGGACAUGGGUAUCAGCCAUACCCAACAGAGAUGCCUCCUCCGCCAUCGUAUGAAAGUGCUGUUGAUCAAAGCACAUCUUCUCCAAGUGCUCCCCCUAUGGAAAAAGUGGGUUAGACCUAAGAAAAUGUUAGGGUAGAAACCAACUCCCAAAGGGUUUUAAAACUUGUGAACUGUUUCAUGUACAGUGAUUGGAAUAAUGAUACCAUGUACAGUUCGUGAAAGAAGAAUGGUUGUGAAAGUAUUUUAUGAUUUUAUUUAUCAUUGUGUAUUUUAUUCUAUGUUACUGUAAUGCAACUACAAGUAUUAUAUUGGAAUUAAGUACAUAUCAAGCUAGUGUAGUUCAAGAAAAUAUUGUGUAGUAUCAACCUUCCACGUGACUAUUGCAUGGAAAAAAUUUGCCAAGCAUUAUGAUAGCCUGCAGUGCAGACAUUUUCGUUGGUAUUUAAGCUCCUGAUUGAGUAGGUUUGCAGCCUUGUUGAUUUAGCAAAGGGAAGGGGAAUAAUUUAUUGGAACCAUUAAGGAAAGCAGCCAUAUUUCUCCCCAGAUCACUCCAAGCCUGAGGUCAACUCACUCUAAUUGGGAGACUGUUCACAAGCUAUAAGAACAGUUCUCAUAAGGCAGGGUUAAUGUGACGUACUUUUGUUACCCAAAAUGGUUGACCGUAAACCCUCUUGUUACCUAUUUUCCCCAAGCUUUUUUUCAUAAUGAAAUUAAUUGCAAGAAAAUUGGCAAAAUCAGAGACCUACGAAAAGAGUUUUAAUGAAAAUUAAUAAAAUGUCAUGUUAUGUCACAAAUGAACACACCAGACUGAGUUUUUUUUCAGUGUAGUUCUGUUCAACAUCAUUAAAUGUGACUUAAAAUCUGUAGCAUCAAUUCCUUGACUAUCAUUUUUUGAUUGCAAUCAGUAGUUGGAACUUUUUUAUGAAAUAUUAUUUAGUCUCAUUAAAUUUGGGUCUUGGGUCCAUAAUUUUAGGUGAAUUUAAGUUCCUGCAAAACUAAGUACUGUACCAGGCCAGAUAGUUUAGACAGGAAUACAAAAGUUACAGUAGAACCUUGCUAUCUCGAACUCUCUGCUAUUCCAAACUCAAAAUAAUUUUCCCUUAAAUAUACUUUUUCAGUCACUUACCAUCAGCCAUCUUGAACCUAGCCUCCCACACAGACACUCUCGGGGCUUGUCACGCGUUCCCUGUGGGGAAGGAACGCGUGAUGAACCCUCUACAUAGCAUCUGCGUAGGAGGCUAUCUUAAACUCCAAGAUAUCAAACUAUUUUCUAUCUCCCUUAAGAGUUAGAGAUGGUGGGGUUCAAUGUAUUAUUAUUCAUUAUUAUUAUAUGGAUUUUGUUGAUCAGUCUACAAAGCAAGAUGUCUGUGUAUUCAGUUCAUUAUCAGCUGUGCAUUUGCUCAAGCGUGAACUACAAUCGCCAUUAUGAUGAUCUAGCUUUAUAGGCCAGCAAUGCAUGUAGACAGCUAAAUAAUAAUUAAAAAAAAUAUUUAAUGGGUAUAACUAGUAACGAGUUUCAGCGGAGUAAACCUCAUUACGUAAACAGGUGCAACACAUUAAUCUCAAAAUCAGUGAAGCGUACAGCUGAUUAGGUGAAACUGAAGACAUGAUUGCAAAAUAAUACUGUGCAUCUAAUUGUGUAACAAGCAUGAUGUGAUAUGUUAUUGUUAUUAGGGAGCUUAAUAUUAAGCAACGACGAUGGCGACGCCUAAGACGAUGCCUAGUAAGAAAUGGAUGUUGUAUUUUACCUACAAAUGUCGCAAUUGUGUAGAUCUGUUCAGUAGACGAAUGAAUGAAAAAAAAAGAGCUGCUCAGGCUUAGUGUUAAGAAAGGUGCGAAAAAUUAGCCGUCGCGUUACAGCUAAUCCAAAAUACUCAGAACUUGACCAUUUCACGUUGUUCUUUCGCAGAUGACGGCUAAGACAUUAAUAUACCAAGAAUCAAAACGUUUACGAAUAACGAUUGUAUUUAACUUGGUAUUAGGCUAAUACAGUGGCAAACAGACUUGAGAAACGGAGUCUGACAGAUGUAGCGGCUAUAUGGUUACAGGAUGGUACACCUUGUAUUGAAUAUCAUGAUGGUUGGCAUAUAAGUUACUAUAUUUUGUAUUUUAUAUUGUAUGCAUUACCAUUUACAUGUAACAUGGAGGUAUUUAAGAGCCACACAAAACAAGCGGGAGGAUAAGCGUAAUUGCAUGUAAACCAAGCCAAAUAGAAAGCUUGUCUGAAAGAGGGCUGUAAGUAAAAGCUAGUAAAAGGCUGAUUAUCUAUCAUGUAAUAUCAGUGUUGUUCUGAGUUGGGUUGGAAUAAAGUAAUUUAACCUAUUGCUA